This is a messenger RNA of Lemur catta (Ring-tailed lemur), 1629 nucleotides long. RefSeq names its product SPEM family member 2 (gene SPEM2). Bases 69 to 1574 code for a protein of 501 amino acids. The record is from RefSeq and is a predicted model, not a curated record. The transcript is spliced from 3 exons. Lineage: Eukaryota; Metazoa; Chordata; Mammalia; Primates; Lemuridae.
GUGCAGUGUGGGUCGGGGCCAGGAGGGUGGGGGGGGCGUGGCCCAGGUGGCCCUAGGACCCCCCCACCAUGGAAAACCAGCUAUGGCAUAACACCGUGGGGUGCUGCAAUCAAUACCAAGAAAGCCCCCAGGAUGCCGAGGACAUCUUAUUCCUGCUGCUGGGCCUCAUCAUUCUUGUCAACAUUGGCAUCAACAUGGCAACUGUGAUGUGGCAUGGGCUGCAGAACAUCCUAGACAAGAUGAUCGAUUGCACAAAUCAGAAGAGUGAAGUUCAGCCUAGUGAAAGUCCCUCCAAAGGCCUCCCAGCCAAGGUCCAGGACGUCCAGAUCCACUGCAUCCUGGACCCUGUACAGGUGAAGAUGACCCGACCCACACACUACUCCUCUUCCUCGUGCCAUGGUCUUGGUAACCACCGCAGCAGCCGCCACAGCAGCCGCAGCCGCCGCCAGCGCCAGCGUUGCUACAGCCACCAGCAGAGGCCACAGAACCACAGAGGACUCUCCCAUGGCCGCUCAUUCUUCCGUAAUCAACAUGGCCGCUCAAUUUUCCAUAACCAUCACAGCUGCAAGAUGUCACAGCUAAGGCAAAAGUCCUUCUUUGAUCGGGAGGACCCAGACUCCUACCUGGAGGAGGAGGAUGACCUGGCCUUUCCAUACUCCAAAUACCCACGGGGGGGCUGGGGUGGGCUCUAUCCACGAAUGGGCCUGCACUCCAAUGUGAGGCUGUGGGGCCGCCAGGGUGGAAUCCUGGCCAGCCUGCCCCCACCCUCCCUCUACCUGUCACCUGAGCUGCGCCGCAUGCCCAAGCGCGUGGAGGCCAAGUCUGAGCUGAGGCUGCAGUCCUAUGGGCCCCCAUCACAAUCCCGAAUUUGGGAGAAUGUGGAGGCUGAGCAGUGUGCCUCAUCUCCACCACCUCUCCGCCGGCUUCCCCCUAACCCUUCCUGGGUUCCUGGGGGGCACACCCCUUACCCCUCAGCGGGCCUAAUACUGUAUGACUCCUGGGAUCAGCGGCGGCGUGGUGUCGAGAGCUCUGAACCCCCACCUGCCUUGGUGUCCCGGAACUCCCGGCCCGAGGCCCAGGGCUACCGGGAGCACUGUUCCCCGCAGUCCCGCCGGCGGAGCCUGCCUGGUCAUGCUCACAACCAGUCCAACCGCAGCCCCCACCCAUCCAUGGGACACUUGGGCUACAGCCCCCGGGAUGCCCAUGAAGUCCGGCGCCGGGUGGCUGACUGGUCUGAGAUUCCACCUGCUCGGCAUCCCCUGACCACCUCUGCCUCCAUCACGGUGUUGGGUGAGAACUCACACCAACGGGCCCCAGCUGCCAGCUCAGCCCUGCUCCCCCGCUCCUCCCAGCCCCUGCCCGAAGUUCAAGCUGCUGAUUCUGCCCCACCCCCGACCACCUUCAUCCCACUCAGCCGGAAUCCAGGGGGCAAUAUUAACUACCAGGUGUAUGACAGCCUGGAGCUGAAGCGGCAGGUGCAGGAGGGCAGAAUACGGGCCAAUUCACUGCCACUGCCUUCCACCUCAGCCUCGAGGCCCUCCCUGCACAGGAGCCGGGCAGGGAAACUCAACUGACAGGGCAAACGUGGGUGGCGGGGCAGGACACGGAGAAUGGAAUAAAGAGAAACAG